AUGGUCAUCUUGAUCAAGCGUCUUCUCGUGUCCUCGCUGCCCGCAGCUUGUAGCCGUGAAGGGAAGACUCCACCGAGCAUCAAAAAGCUCCGCGUGUCUGAGCUGGAAGAAGCGGUGAAGCGCAAAGCCAACGCUUUGAAAAAUGCCAAUCGGCGACGAGAGCAAGCCCAGGAGGCCGCCACCUCAGAAACGGCCCGAGCGUGGAGGGCGGCACAGCUGGCGAGGGGCGCGCUUGAGGAGGCAGGGCGAAAACAAGACUCCUUCAGAGAACAUGCACGAGAGGCCGAAGCACGGGUCAGCGGUAGUGUGUUGGUGUUGGUGAAGGGGCUCGAGCUGAAGCUAGAACUCUCGGAGGCUCAGGCAGCAGACACCAAACAUGCGGCGUCGGUGGAGCUGGUGGCUCGGGCGUCGGCUGAAGAGCUUGUUCGCGCUGAGAUGAAGGCGACCGUGGCUUCAGCCGAGAAAGAACAAGGCUUGUUGAGGGCGAAGCUCAAGGAGGCGCUUGAAGGAUUGCGGCAGAAGCAAGAGGCCGAGCGAGAAACGGAUAAUCGGGAGUUGCAGGCAUGGCGGGAGCGAGUUGCUUGCGGAGAUGUUGUGGAAAUGUCUCCGUCCGAGGUGAAACGUCUCCAAUGGUCGGAAGAGCAGGGGGAGCUCUUGAAGGAGGCCAACGCGACCAUCAGGUAUGGCUUGAAGGCCCUACCUGGACGCAUGCUCGAACUUUCGCGAUCCCUGGCAUCCAGGAAUCAGCUCCUGGAGUCCGGCAGGCUCUUGGCAGAAGCAGAGCACUCGUUCAGAACCGUGACAGCCGGGUUCGAAGACGCAGCGACUACCAUCACGAGGCUGAGCGUUGGGCUAGAUAAAAAGAAGAAGGAGUUGCAAGAGGUAGAGAGGGCGCUGCGGGCGUCAAAAGCGGAAGCAAGCAGAUUGAAGAAGGCAAGUAUCUUGCUCACCUCGAUUUCACUCUGA
Ectocarpus sp. CCAP 1310/34 is the source of this 966-nucleotide messenger RNA. The record is from the annotation of a GenBank genome assembly. Lineage: Eukaryota; Phaeophyceae; Ectocarpales; Ectocarpaceae.